Messenger RNA from Prunus dulcis (almond), 3645 nucleotides. Its product is annotated as zinc transporter 5. NCBI's taxonomy places the organism in Eukaryota, Viridiplantae, Streptophyta, Magnoliopsida, Rosales, Rosaceae. Gene Ontology annotation, biological process: transmembrane transport; intracellular zinc ion homeostasis; zinc ion transport. Gene Ontology annotation, cellular component: membrane; Golgi apparatus. The transcript has a single exon. The record is from RefSeq and is a predicted model, not a curated record. The coding region runs from base 354 to 3119 and encodes 921 amino acids. Gene Ontology annotation, molecular function: zinc ion transmembrane transporter activity.
UGUGUCAUCCCCGGUUGUCCGGUCAAAUCAAAUGCCCCAACCAGAAGGCAAACUGUAGCAUAUAGACUCUCCAGAAGCAAUGGACCAUCAAAUGGGAAAUAAUAGGAAAAAAAUUCAAUCCAACGGUCAUCAGCAUCCAUACCCAUAGAUGAAAUGCAAGUUGGGUUCAACGGACUCGUCACUCCAUAGACCCCGCCGAGAAAAGUCUCUCCUUCCUCGGACCCUUUGCUGGGUCUGAGAGACUCUAUUCGGAUCCAUCCGACCGUCACUGACCUUUGGAAAAGUCUCAACGUCCUUAAACUCAAACCUCCAGAGGCCCCAACCAAACCAUCUCCAACCAGCAACCAGCAAACAUGGCCGAUCACGACCACAACCACCACCACCACCAGCACAGGCCUCACCGCCUCUCACUCCCUCAACGCCCCACCACCUUCGCCGCUACACCCACCGCUUUCCCCACCACACCCACCACGUCUAGACAAUACCCUGUUUACCCCUUCUCAUCGUCUUCAACCCCAAUCGCAACUCCGACCAAACAUCGCCUCUCUUCUCUCAACCCCAAACCAUUCAACCCCAACAACAACAGCAAGUCCUCUCUUUCAUUUCUCUUCUUCCUCCUUCUCUCUCUUCGCUCCCUCUAUUCCCUCCUUCCGUUUCUUCGCUCCUCCCCUUCUUUCUCUCUCUUCCCCUUCUCUUUCCUUGUCUCUCUUCUCUCUUUCCUGCUAACCCUCUCUUGCUCCCUCUUCACCUCCUCCUCCUCCUCUUCUUCCAAAGACCCGUUUCACCAAAAGCAAAACCAACCCAUCUUCUCUUUCACCCUGAUCACUCAAUCCCAGCACAGACUCUUGGUCGCCAAAUCGAUUCUUCUCGCCGUCGUCUUCUUGCUUCGUUUUCAGGCGCUUCGAUAUUGCGGCGCCGCCGCCAUGAUCCUCGCUGAAUUGUCCGGAAACGUUGCCGCACGGUUCCUGGCCGAGGGCCGGGACUCGAAUCUCGGUGGCGAUCGGAAUCGGUCCUCCAAGGUUCGUGGGUUCCUCGCUCUGUUUUCUGGGCUGCUUUUGUUAUCUUUGAGUUGGGAUCGGAUUGAAUGCUUCCCAUUUUCUGCUAAGUCGGUUGAAAGUUUGGGACUUUCGGUGUUUCCAAGAGUGGAUUGUGUUAGAAUUUGGCCAAUGUUGCUUCCAUUUCUAUCUGGGUUUUUGGGGUGUUACGAGCGUGUUUCGAUGAAUUGGGGGACAAUUAGGCAAUUAGGUCGGAAGAGGGUUCGUUUAAUUUCUUUGUUCUUUACAACUGUAGUGCUUUUCAUUCCUGCUGUUGUUAGUGUUUUCAUGUUUGAAGCUGAGGGAGAUGGAGUUUCCAUUGGAAAUUUGGCUUGGCCUCUGGCAAACACUGUUGUUUUUGGGGUGCUUCUGAGUGAAAGCUAUGGUGAUGACAAGUCAGUGAGUUCUAAAGAUUUCCGGAAAGAGUAUUUGGUUACAUUUUUAUGCACUCUUGUUUUGGAGUUGUUUUAUUUUCCUGAACUAUCACUUUGGGGACUUUUGCUCUGUGGUUUGUUACUAUAUGUUGCUGUUAGGGAAUUGGAUCCUUAUUACUCAAAUUAUCUUGAACUGGGGAUGGACUCUUCUGAAUCAUUUACUACUGCCAUUAUGAAGCCUAUUAGACACAUUUUGAGUGAGAGGAAGUCUCGCAAGAUUGCACUUUUCCUUCUGAUCAAUACUGCAUACAUGUUUGUGGAAUUUGCUGCUGGGUUCAUGAGUAAUAGUCUAGGGCUGAUAUCAGAUGCCUGUCACAUGUUGUUUGAUUGUGCUGCCCUGGCAAUUGGGCUAUAUGCUUCGUAUAUUUCACGUUUGCCUGCGAAUCAUCAGUUUAAUUAUGGUCGUGGGAGAUUUGAGGUUCUUUCAGGAUAUACUAAUGCUGUUUUCCUGGUGUUGGUUGGAGCAUUAAUAGUGUUGGAGUCGUUUGAGAGGAUUUUGGACCCUCAGGAGAUAUCAACUAGCAGUUUAUUAGUUGUUUCAAUUGGAGGUCUUCUUGUCAAUGUGGUUGGCUUAGUCUUCUUUCACGAGGAGCAUCAUCAUGCUCAUGGUGGAUCUGGAUCAUGUUCCCACUCCCACCAUCACCAGCAUUCGCAUGAAUCUGUUGGACACGAUCAUGGAGGUCAUGGGAAGCAUGAGGAGUCUAUACCUAUUUCCAUUGAAUGCCAUGAAAAUUCAUGUUCCGGCCAUGAUGACCAUCAUGAACACCAACAUGGCAGUUAUAUCGAUUCUAAAGACCACAAUUUCGGGAGCAAUGAGUGCCAUGAUCACAAUGGCCACAGUCACCAGCACGACCACCAUGGACACAGUCACCAGCACGACCACCAUGGCCAGAGUCACCAGCACAACCACUAUGGCCAGAGUCACCAGCACGACCACAUUGGCCAGAGUCACCAGCACGACCACAUUGGCCACAGUCACCAGCACGACCACCAUGGCCACAGUCACCAGCACGAUCAGCACGAUUACGCCCGCCAGCACGAACACCAUGACCACUCCUGCCAGCACGAACACCAUGACCAUGCCCACCAGCAUACUCAUUCUUCUGAAGGCAAUAAAGUGGCGGAAUCUCACAUUCGAGGGGCAGGUUUUCAGCUGAAAGAACUGUCAACUGAUGGAGAAAAAACAGCUAAGCAUCAGCACCACCACAUUGACCACAACAUGGAAGGAAUAUUUUUGCAUGUUUUGGCUGACACCUUGGGAAGUGUCGGAGUUGUUAUAUCAACUCUCUUGAUUAAGUACAAGGGAUGGCUUGUUGCUGAUCCUGCCUGCUCGAUAUUUAUUUCUGUCUUGAUUAUAUCUUCAGUUAUCCCAUUGCUGAGAAACUCAGCAGAAAUCUUGCUCCAAAGAGUUCCCAGAGCACAUGAGCAGGAUAUGAGAAAAGCUCUUAUUGAUGUUAGGAAGAUACGGGGGAUUUCUGGCAUUCGAAACUUGCAUGUAUGGAGCUUCACCAACUCAGAAGUAGUGGGGACUCUCCAUCUUCAUGUUUCAACAGACAUUGAUAAGGCUUCUGCAAAGGCACAGGUGUCACAUGUACUGUACGAAGCUGGAAUCAAGGAUUUAACAUUGCAGUUGGAAUGUGUUGGACAAUAGCUUUAUAACUUUUGAUGAUUUUCUUCACCUUGACAGAACUAACAGUGAGAGAGUAGGCCAUUUGUUGUGGACUCAAAGUGAUUUUCUGAAAAUUGGCUGAUAAACUCCUUCAGUGAGCCUGUUGGGGAUUACAAAUGGGUCCUGCAGCGCUUCUUUUGUCAUCGUUCUGGAACUCUUCAUGUACAUCUUGAAGCUCAGAAAAACAUGAGAUGGAUGUUACCAAAGGUUAACAGCAUUAUGAUACCAAUGGUUAACAGGAUUAUGAUACCAAUCUUCUCUGCUUGGAGAUCAGCAUGCAUCGCAUUGAUAGUUCUUGUUUGUGUUUCGUGUUAAUUGUGUUUGUGUGGGCAUGUAAAGAAACAUGCAAAGGGAUUGGAUGUGUAACUUUUUUUGGCAGGCAAUGUAUGUAGUUUGUGGUUCAUAUCCAUGAAUCAUUUGGAUUUUCUUUUUCGUUGGUUAAAAGCACGAUUUAAAGAUGUAUCACCUGCUGGUAUAAUAAUCUACCAGGACGUGGAAAUUCACAGAA